Messenger RNA from Hyposmocoma kahamanoa, 1501 nucleotides. RefSeq lists its product as uncharacterized. Lineage: Eukaryota; Metazoa; Arthropoda; Insecta; Lepidoptera; Cosmopterigidae. The transcript is spliced from 2 exons. The record is from RefSeq and is a predicted model, not a curated record. The coding region runs from base 85 to 1137 and encodes 350 amino acids.
UUCGCGCGCGCGCGAAUUUUCAUUAUCGAUAGACCGCGUCGUGAGUUUAUUAUUGAUCGAAGUGCGAAUUUGUAGGUCACCGCGAUGAUGAGUCUUAAAAACGGGGCGAAAAUGUCCCAACGCGAGAAAUUCGAGUUUAUUAACAAUGAAGUGCGUUCAUUUUACGAAUAUUGUAAAGAAGCGGGAAUUUCUGACGAGGAAAUGGAUAUUAUAUGCCGCCCUUUGACCAGUGCAGUGAGAAAGGCAUCGAUUAAGAGAUGGACAAGAUUCUUCUUAUUUCUGGUGAUGGUGUUCGCCAUCGGAUACACUGUAAGCCAAACCGACACGUUCCAAUGGCAUGCUUCGGCAGUCACAAGAAUUAUAUUGAUAAAGAUAUUGCCGAUUUGGGACUGGACACCUCUAUAUUACAAUAAAUGCUUGAUCGAACGUUCUCAGCCUCAGAAUAUGGACAACAACCUCGUUUCGCCUUCAGACUGUAUUGCUUGUGAAGCUAUCAAAAAUGUCGUUCGGCUCUCAGACACAAACUACCACGAGGUGUUCAACCACCACCUUUUAAGAGGUGCUCCAGUCAUUGUAACGGACGCUUAUUACGAUUGGUCUAUAUCUCGUUCAGAACUUAACCUGACCAGUCUGAUAAGCGACGAUAACCGACUUCGCGACUCCGUACCUUGUCGCAUACUUACCAAUAUACGAAUCGGUCGCCAGCCAAUGGAUUUAGAAGAAGUAGUCUCCCGAAUAACCAACACCAACAUACCGAGUUGGUUCGUUCAUUUUCAAAACUGCGAUAUAAAGGCAGUUAAAUCUUUUAGGAUUCUAGCUCCUAGGCCUUAUUUCCUCUCCCCCCAUAUCCCUCCUUCCCAUUUCAAUUGGCUCUUGUUGUCCAAAAACUAUGACACCCAUAGAUAUAAGAAUCUUGAACUUGACGUCGGUUUGAUAAUAAUGUCGCAACUCAAAGGGAAGACCUUGGUGAGACUCAGACCUCGUUCUCCUUGUGAAGAUGACUGCUUUACCCAACACUUGGAAGUAAAUGAAGGGGAAACAUUGGUCCUUGGGAACUCCCUUUGGGAAUUCGAAUACUUACCAGGCAAAGGAGAAAAUGUCGCUAUGAUAACUGAAACUGAUUGGAUUGAAUCAUAAUAUCCUAUUGCAUAUUAUUGUUGAUGCAGUUAUAUGUUAGUGUUUGUGUCUAUACCAGAAAUGUGUCUAAAAUAUAUAAGAAAAUAUCUAAAACAUAUGAAAACAAAACGGCUGUUACUAAAACUUAAGUGUUGCUAAGUUUCCUAUAUUAAUAAUUUAUAAUGCACUUAAAUGCUAAUGGGUUCACUACGUCAUCACGAAAAAACUUUUGUCUAAUUACAUUCACCUAUGAUGAUUCAUCGAUUAUAUAAUUUGUACAUACAAUGUUUGACACAUCGAAGUACGUUUGAUAAAUACUACAUCAGAGAACAAGUAAGUAAUUUAAUUUAAAUACUGUGGCUCAGUGCACAUUCACUUAAAAAUA